Mizuhopecten yessoensis (Yesso scallop) is the source of this 1663-nucleotide messenger RNA. RefSeq names its product clusterin-associated protein 1-like. The transcript has 11 exons. Lineage: Eukaryota; Metazoa; Mollusca; Bivalvia; Pectinida; Pectinidae. The record is from RefSeq and is a predicted model, not a curated record. Gene Ontology annotation, biological process: cilium assembly. Gene Ontology annotation, cellular component: cilium; intraciliary transport particle B; centrosome. Bases 80 to 1336 code for a protein of 418 amino acids.
CGCGAGUUGAAAAUAUUUGACGAAUAGCUUUCUUCGCAACCUGAAAAAUUUAGCUGCAGUUCAAAAACAUCACGCAGUCAUGUCGUUUAAAGACUUGAGAAAUUUUACAGAGAUGACCAGAGCUCUAGGAUAUCCAAGAUUAAUAUCCAUGGAAAAUUUUCGGACACCAAACUUUCCUCUUGUCGCCGAAGUUCUAAAGUGGCUGGUUAAAAGAUAUGAUCCAAAUGCUGAUACCCAUGGAGACACUGACACUGAACAAGAUAGAGUCAUCUUUGUAAAAUCUGUAGCCGAGUUCAUGGCAACUAAAGCUCACAUUAAACUCAACACCAAAAAGUUAUAUCAAGCGGAUGGCUAUGCUGUUAAGGAGUUGUUGAAGGUGACAUCUGUUCUGUACAACGCCAUGAAAACAAACGUAAUUGACCAGCUGGACAACCCAGAUGAUGAUAUGUCUCACCUGUCAUUUGAUGUCUCAUCCAGGAUAAGUGAGCUAAAGGAAGCAAGAAGACUGGCAUCAGAGAUCACAACAAAGGGAGCUACACUAUACGACCUUCUGGGUAGAGAGGUGGACCUCAGGGAACAGAGAUCAAUGGUGAUCGCCAAGUCUCUGGAGAUCAAUGAGGUGGAGAGUGGAAUGGCCCACUCCAUCAAGGCAGUCGAGGGUGAGGUAAAGAAGACACUCCACAUGUUAGACAAUGUGGCUUCAGAUGAGGCCAAUCUGGAGGCCAAGAUUGAUAAAAAGAGGAACGAACUAGACAGGAACAACAAGCGUUUACAGACACUACAGAGUGUGCGGCCGGCUUACAUGGAUGAGUAUGAGAAACUAGAGGAGGACCUACAGAAGUUAUAUGAGAUCUAUAUGAAUAAGUUCAGAAAUCUCACCUACCUAGAAUCACAGCUGGAAGACUACAACAGAGCAGAACAAGAUAAGUUUGAGGAAACAGAAGAGAAGCUGAAACAGAUGGCCCAAAGACUGAAGGAUGAGGAAAUGAAGCGUGAUGUCAUUACACAGGAUGAUGUUAUGGGAGGUUCAGAUGAUGAGGAUGAGGACGAGGACAGUGAUGACGAGGACGCCAUAGAAAGACCUGCGAGAACUAGACCUGAUGCUGCCGCGGGCGAGAGGAAACAGAGGGUGAUGGGCUCAAUGAUGGGGGAUAUCAGUGAGAAUGAGACAGGGUCUGACGGAUCUGAUGACUCCGAGAUAGAUCUUGAUGAAGAUGAUCAAGAUGAAAAUGACGAUGACGAAGAUGACAGUGGUGAUGAAGUGAUGAUGUCAAACAAUCCUCGUGCACGACAACGACAGCAACCAAAUGAUGUUGAUAGCGACAAUGAUUUUUAAAACACUACAUCAAUCAGUUCAUUGAGUUUUAUUAGAAAUGUAUGUUAUAUUGUGACAGCUGUUAUAGGGGUUCUCUGGGUGUUGUCCCAUAUGAUGGCAGUACAUGAAUGGAUGAUGCAAAUUUUGCCAAUAUUAAAUGUUGACAUUAAUAUUGAUAUUUUUGACACCAGCAUAUUGAAGGCCUUGUUAUUAGAGAUUUUAGUUACAACUGCAAGUGUUACAAGAAUGUAACUUUUUACAUUUAUUUAUCUAUAAAAAAUAUACAAAAUGAAAUAAGCUGUUGUGAUCUGUGAUAAUAAAACAUGUCUUAAUUUAUGCAUGGUCCUG